Molecule: messenger RNA, 8170 nt
Organism: Cuscuta epithymum
Lineage: Eukaryota; Viridiplantae; Streptophyta; Magnoliopsida; Solanales; Convolvulaceae
Source: the annotation of a GenBank genome assembly
CUCAGUUUUUACGUGGAAACCCGAAAGGGAGAAAACCACGGGACUUUUUAGGCUAAUGUCCAAGCCCUCUCAAUUCUCAUUAGGACUCUCCUCACCAUUACAUAAUACAAUUUGAGCUCCCAUUAAUGGAGUCUUGCAAGCUAUUCUAGAGAAAGUAAAUGAGUUGGGGAAGAAGGAAAGGGAUCCUUUACAUGGAGGCUAAGCUCCGUAUUUAUAGGGGAGGGGAAGGGGAGGCUCUCCACCCUAAUGGGCCGCAUGGGCCGAAGUGGGCCUGGUGGUCAAAGUGGGCCGGAUGGGCCGAAAUGGGCCUAGCUGCUCGGGCUCCGUACUGGAUAAUGUCUUGGGCUCCUGAACAGUAAUAGGCCGGGAUAAUAUAUCCCAACACAAGUCCCCCAGUUUCUUGAGUAGUGAGCGUGCGAAUCUGCUCGAGAAAGUAUACUCUUGCCUGCGCUCUUCCUCUGUCUUGCUGGAAACUGCGUCUUCGAAUAAUCAUAAUAUACGAGUGGGUGUCUGCACUCCUGAACGUAAUCUGCCGGUGAGGCACCCCCCUUCCCGACGGGGUCGGGCGAAGGGUGCUCCUCCACGGGCACACUCCCCCUGAAUGCAUCAGGCGGGAGUAAAGGACUCUGACUCGAGCUUUCCAAUCGGAGAAGCUUAGAGGUCCAUGUAUCUAUAAACCGACGUCGCGGUACUGUCAAAACACGAUGCACGUGUGUAUGUAUGAAUGUAUGAGGUAUGAUGCAUGAAUGCAUGAAUGCAUGUAAUGUAUGGGUGCAAUGUAUGAGAGAAGGAAUGUGAGAUGUGAUAGAAAGUGGUGACUCUCAUCGAUAAACCGGGCAUGUCAGCGCCGAGAGGCAGACGUGCUGCAUAAGAGACGUUCGUCGCCAUCCUGGAAGGGAUGGGCGACCCUAACGUGAGCCAGACACGAUGGCGCUGGGGCGCUGAUCGUGCUGCAUAAGAGACGUUCGUCGCCAUCCUGAAAGGGAUGGGCGACCCUAACGUGAGCCAGACACGAUGGCGCUGGGGCGCUGAUCGUGCUGCAUAAGAGACGUUCGUCGCCAUCCUGAAAGGGAUGGGCGACCCUAACGUGAGCCAGACACGAUGGCGCUGGGGCGCUGAUCGUGCUGCAUAAGAGACGUUCGUCGCCAUCCUGAAAGGGAUGGGCGACCCUAACGUGAGCCAGACACGAUGGCGCUGGGGCACUGAUCGUGCUGCAUAAGAGACGUUUGUCGCCAUCCUGAAAGGGAUGGGCGAUCCUAACGUGAGCCAGACACGAUGGCGCUGGGGCACUGAUCGUGCUGCAUAAGACGGUCGUCGCCAUCCUGGAGGGAAUGGGCGAGCCGAACCGUGAGGCCAAGUACGAUGGCGCUGAGGGGCCGAUCGCACUGCAUAAGACGUUCGUCGCCAUCCUGGAAGGGAAUGGGGCGAUCCGAACGUGAACGAGACACGAUGGCACUGAGAAGCCGAUCGUGCUGCAUAAGACGGUCGUCGCCACCCUGGAGGGAAUGGGCGAGCCGAACCGUGAAUCUAGGUACGAUGGCGCUGAGGGGCCGAUCGUACCGCAUAAGACGUUUGUCGCCAUCCUGGAAGAGAUGCGCGAUCCGAACGUGAAAGAGACACGAUGGCGCUGAGAAGCCGAUCGUGCUGCAUAAGACGGUCGUCGCCACCCUGGAGGGAAUGGGCGAGCCGAACCGUGAAUCUAGGUACGAUGGCGCUGAGGGGCCGAUCGUACCGCAUAAGACGUUUGUCACCAUCCUGGAAGAGAUGCGCGAUCCGAACGUGAAAGAGACACGAUGGCGCUGAGAAGCCGAUCGUGCUGCAUAAGACGGUCGUCGCCAUCCUGGAGGGAAUGGGCGAGCCGAACCGUGAAGCCAAGUACGAUGGCGCUGAGGGGCCGAUCGCACUGCAUAAGACGUUCGUCGCCAUCCUGGAAGGGAAUGGGGCGAUCCGAACGUGAACGAGACACGAUGGCGCUGAGAAGCCGAUCGUGCUGCAUAAGACGGUCGUCGCCAUCCUGGAGGGAAUGGGCGAGCCGAACCGUUAAUCUAGGUACGAUGGCGCUGAGGGGCCGAUCGUACCGCAUAAGACGUUCGUCGCCAUCCUGGAAGAGAUGCGCGAUCCGAACGUGAAAGAGACACGAUGGCGCUGAGAAGCCGAUCGUGCUGCAUAAGACGGUCGUCGCCAUCCUGGAGGGAAUGGGCGAGCCGAACCGUGAAGCCAAGUACGAUGGCGCUGAGGGGCCGAUCGCACUGCAUAAGACGUUCGUCGCCAUCCUGGAAGGGAAUGGGGCGAUCCGAACGUGAACGAGACACGAUGGCACUGAGAAGCCGAUCGUGCUGCAUAAGACGGUCGUCGCCAUCCUGGAGGGAAUGGGCGAGCCGAACCGUGAAUCUAGGUACGAUGGCGCUGAGGGGCCGAUCGUACCGCAUAAGACGUUCGUUGCCAUCCUGGAAGAGAUGCGCGAUCCGAACGUGAAAGAGACACGAUGGCGCUGAGAAGCCGAUCGUGCUGCAUAAGACGGUCGUCGCCAUCCUGGAGGGAAUGGGCGAGCCGAACCGUGAAGCCAAGUACGAUGGCGCUGAGGGGCCGAUCGCACUGCAUAAGACGUUCGUCGCCAUCCUGGAAGGGAAUGGGGCGAUCCGAACGUGAACGAGACACGAUGGCGCUGAGAAGCCGAUCGUGCUGCAUAAGACGGUCGUCGCCAUCCUGGAGGGAAUGGGCGAGCCGAACCGUGAAUCUAGGUACGAUGGCGCUGAGGGGCCGAUCGUACCGCAUAAGACGUUCGUCGCCAUCCUGGAAGAGAUGCGCGAUCCGAACGUGAAAGAGACACGAUGGCGCUGAGAAGCCGAUCGUGCUACAUAAGACGGUCGUCGCCAUCCUGGAGGGAAUGGGGCGAUCCGAACCGUGAAGCCAGGUACGAUGGCGCUGAGGGGCCGAUCGCACUGCAUAAGACGGUCGUCGCCAUCCUGGAGGGAAUGGGCAAGACGAACCGUGAGUCUGGACACGAUGGCGCUGAGGGGCCGAUCGUGAUACGGAAAAAUAGUGAUGAUCAUCUCAUGGCCCUCGGCCUGUCGGUGAGUGGUAAUCGUCUCACGGCCCUCGGCCGUGCUGGUGAUGUGUCAAGUCUCUCUCUUGAUUGGCUGUGAGAAGUCGAUCGUCUGCCAGGGCUCCAUCCGGGAAGGAAUGGUGAGCCUGAAAUAAAUCUGGGCGAUGUCCCUUCUACCUGAUCUGGGGAGCUAAUAGUCGUUCGAGGCAAAAGAAAACCUGAUGUUAGCCGAUCGUCGUCGGCCACUUCAUUCUUCGUACUUAAGUCUUGUAAUUAUUCUUUACAUAUGUUUUUCAGUUUGUACUUCACAACCAAUAGUGCCAAGGGAUAAAAUCAUUCUUUGCUCCGUGCUCUUCUGGCAUCUUUUUUUUUUUUUUUUUUUUUGGAGUCUUUUAGUCUUCGUUCGUCAUUGGUCCUUGGUCCUACCGGCGUUCUUACAUCGAAGAUACGUUCGGUAUCCGCGGACAUCGCAAUGAGGAACAGGUAUAUCUACAUCGAGAUUCCCCCUUUUUCGUUCGUCCCUGGUCCUUUUAGUCUUACCGGCGUCUCUUGCAUCGAAGAAGACGUUCGGUACCCAAGGAACUCGCAGGGACGAACUGGUUUACCCUCACGGGUUCCCGUCUAUGUUAUCCCACGUCCAUCGAUCCAUGGUCAUUGUGGGAUGAACAGGUUUAUCUUGGCAAGGCUCCCUUGGUUCGUCUAGCCCCCUCCGCGUCUCUACUAACCUCUACAUCGAGAGGCGUUCGUCUUCGGCGGUGGGAGAAGAUCUGGCACACCCGGGCAAGAUUCCCUUCCACAUAGGAGCUACCCUCCUCUUCUCCCCAUCUUUUUUUUUUUUUUUUUUUUUUUGAGGGAGGCAAUCUAUACUCUUCGUUCGUCAUUGGUCCUUGGUCCUACCGGCGUUCCUACUUCGAGGAGACGUUCGGUAUCCGCGGACAUCUCAAUGAGGAACAGGUUUAUCUGCAUCGAGAUUCCCUGGUGCUUCGUUCGUCCCUGGUCCUUGGUCCUAUCGGCGUCCUUACUUCGAGGAGACGUUCGGUAUCCGCAGACAUCGCAAGGAGGAACAGGUUUAUCUGCAUCGAGAUUCCCUGGUGCUUCGUUCGUCCGUCCCUGGUCCGUGGUCCUACCGAUCUUCCUACAUCGAAGAAGACAUUCGGUAUCCGCAGACAUCGCAAGGAGGAACAGGUUUAUCUGCAUCGAGAUUCCCUGGUGCUUCGUUCGUCCGUCCCUGGUCCGUGGUCCUACCGAUCUUCCUACAUCGAAGAAGACAUUCGGUAUCCAAGAAACUCGCAGGGAUCACGGGAUGUCACACAUAAUGGUGGUGGCAUACCAAAACGAAUAAAAUGACGAGGCGACGGAAUAGAUGGUCGUCAUGCGAAGGCGAUGGUCACCCUCCUGGAGGGGAGGGGUGAGCCCGAUCGCUUACUCAAGAAGGUCGGCAUUGGGAGCCGAUAUACAAUGAUCAUAAUAUUGCUGAGCAGUCGGUCCUGAUAACGGAGAUGGCAAUAGUGUCCAGUCAGGCCGAUAUAUCCGAGCAACGGCUCUCAUCCAACGCAGCGCGGGGAUGAAACCGGUCUUCAAAAGAUAAAUAUGUCGUGCCGAGAGGCCGAACAUAACAUGAUGGUGUCGGCAGUGAGAGGCCGACCCGAAAGAAUCAAACAACGGUCCUCGUCCGCGGGGGUGGCGGGGACGAGGCCGGUCUUCAAGAGAUAAGCACGCCGAGCCGAGAGGCCGGUCGUGGUAUAAUGGUGUCGGCAAUGAGCGGCCGAUCUGAGAAAAUCAAGCAACGGCCCUCGUCCGCGAGGGCGGGGACGAGGCCGGUCUUCAAAAGAUAAGCACGCCGAGCCGAGAGGCCGGUCGUGGUAUAAUGGUGUCGGCAAUGAGCGGCCGAUCUGAGAAAAACAGGCACGGUUCUCGUCCGCGAGGGCGGGGACGAGGCCGGUCUUCAAAUAUGAUAAUCACGCCCUGCCGAGAGGCCGGUCGUGAUAUGACGAUAUCGGCAAUGAGAGGCCGAUCUGAGAAAACAAGCAACGGUCCUCAUCCGCGCAGUGCGGGGACGAGGCCGGUCUUCAAAUAUGAACACGCCGAGCCGAGGGGCCGGUCGUGGUAUGAUAAUGUCGGCAAUGAGAUGCCGAUCAAGAUAUGGUCAAGCAACGGUCCUUGUCCGCGAGGUGGCGGGGACGAGGCCGGUCUUCGAAUAUGGUAAUCACGCCGGUCCGAGAGGCCGGUUGUGAUAUAAUGAUGUCGGCGAUGAGAGGCCGAACAUGAUGAGGCAGUGUCGGCAAUGAGGGUCGACCUGCAAUCCAGCAACGGCUCUCAUCGGCGCAGUGCGGGGACGAGGCCGGUCUUCAAAAGAUAGGCACGCCAAGCCGAGAGGCCGGUCGUGGUACGACGGUGUCGGCAAUGAGAGGCCGACAUGAAAGAACCAAGCAACGGUCCUCAUCCGCGCAGCGCGGGGACGAGGCCGGUCUUCAAAAGAUGAACACGCCGAGCCGAGGGGCCGGUCGUGGUAUGAUAAUGUCGGCGAUGAGAGGCCGACCUGAAAAUCAGGAUGGUCUCACGGCCCUUGGCCGUGAUGGUCUCCUCUAGGCCCUCGGCCUCUGAAUGAUGGAUGAUCGUCUCACGGUCCUCCGCCGUGGUAGUCCACUAUAGACCCUCGGCCUCUAGGUGUUCUCUCCUAGGCCAUCGGUCUCUGGGGUGGAGAUGCUCGUCUCACGGUCCUCCGCCGUGGUGGUCUCCUCUUUAGCUGGCCCUGAACGUCUUCAAGACUCGGGCCGAGCGUCUUUUAAUCAUUUCACUCGAGCGCGUUGAGUGAUUUCAGCUGCGCAAUAAGCAUGGUAACGGCCACAUGGCCCAACAAUAAAUAUGCACACAUAACCAUCUGCAUGGCUUCCUCUUUAACAUCCACGAAUACCGGCCUAUGGGUCAUCGCGACCCUCGGCCCGGCUCAUCGUGCGGGACUAAUGGAUGUAGCAGCUCGCGGCGGGGCCAACUGGCAGCCCGCCGAACGUCACAUAGAGAUAUUCAUCGGUCCGUGAGUUUUCAAACUCAGACCCAAGUUGGUCGCACUGUCCUCAGAAAAAGGAGGUUGGGUGCUUUGGUGCCUUCGGGCCCCACAUGCCACGUUUGGCAAUAGUCAUUUCGCUUAAUGGCGUAAAUGAUAAUGGGGUAUGAUCGUCGAUCGGGCACGUAGUGCCGUGCGGACUAUUGCGUAACCCUCAAAUUAAAAUGCGUCGUCGGGGCACCGCCCUUCUGGAGACGCUCGGAUCACUUAAUCAAGCUGAUCAAGAGUGGGCCGAUAGGCCCACAAGAAAUUAAAUAUUCAACAAAAUGUUGGCUGAACCAACCAUCACUAGGGCUUCGCUCCACAUUCUUUAAUUCGGGACAUUUUUACCCCUCAAUAAAUAAUAGUGGUGUAACAGGUAAUAGCAGUGAUAUUUUCCUAUCAAAGGCCAAUCAGGUAUGCUCCGUUCGCUAAUAAAAGUCGAUCAGGAGCGGGCCGGCGGGCCCACAACAACCAGUCAUUAAAUUUAAAUGGCGGUGAAAAAUAAUUAUCACAAAAGCAUCACCCGACAUUAUUUAAUUUUGGGAGAUCUUAUUCCCUAAUAAAUAAUGGUGAUAAAAAUACUAGCAAUAUUUCUACUUCGUUAAUAAGUAUGAAGCAUGCUCUACAAACAAUCACGCACUUUAAUUGGUAAAAGGAUGAGUAAGUGGUACUUAGCUCUUUUUUGGCACGAUGCUCGGCCAAGUGAGAAUCAUGGAGUUGAUUGAAUUCCUUUUUGUUUGACCUGGUCAACCUUGCUAAAGAGCCAAAGACUUCAAUUAUUCAGCCACUCCAAAGUCCAAAGUAUACGUACGUUCAAACCAAGGUCCUCGGCUUAAUGGAAUUCCCCAACUUGACUUGGUAAAAUUAUUCCAAGGAAAAUGGCCCUCUUUGCCUGGCCUCAAAUUGCAGACGUGGUCUGCUCUUGACCAAAACUUUUAUGCGGAGUACAUCUCUUAGGAAAGGCAGAUGGAACACCCUCCUAUUAACUCAGAGGCAGGCCGCACAUGCCGACCACCUUCCGCCAGUGGAGACGGUGGUCGCGGCAGAACAAGGCCGGCCAGAGGACGCGGUUUCGUCAGGAGAUCUACUGAGCCUCGGACUAUACCUCCUCCGAGAAGGUGGACGAGCAACCUGCGUCUGACGGCUGAUGUCGAGCGGCGGCGCGGCAGCUCGGGCGGCAGACCCCGCUGUUGACGACGAACUACUGUGUUUCAGGCGGAGUUUUUCUACAGAUCGGGACGCCAAGACUGUAACGCUGCAGUGAGUUCCAUCCGGUGCCGCAGGACGCCUCAGGGGUUCCAUGCCGGCGGGGGCGGCUCCGAUGACUUCACAAAAUAGAUCCGGAAAAAAUCCGAAUUUGGACUUCCCAGAACCAUUUGUUUUUUCCUUCUUCUUCCUUUUGCUAAAACCAGUCCAUCGGGUAUCAAUUUUCUUUUUUCUUUUUGUUGAAAAUCAGUUCUUCAUCUCACGUUUGUUGUCGAAGCUGAAGAACAACGUGAAUCUUUUUGGACUGAUUCCCACAGACGGCGCCAGUGUUGAGUUUAAUCCAACACGAUAUAGUAAAUAUAUAUGUAUAAAUGUGUAUGAAGAACUCAGUUUUUACGUGGAAACCCGAAAGGGAGAAAACCACGGGACUUUUUAGGCUAAUGUCCAAGCCCUCUCAAUUCUCAUUAGGACUCUCCUCACCAUUACAUAAUACAAUUUGAGCUCCCAUUAAUGGAGUCUUGCAAGCUAUUCUAGAGAAAGUAAAUGAGUUGGGGAAGAAGGAAAGGGAUCCUUUACAUGGAGGCUAAGCUCCGUAUUUAUAGGGGAGGGGAAGGGGAGGCUCUCCACCCUAAUGGGCCGCAUGGGCCGAAGUGGGCCUGGUGGUCAAAGUGGGCCGGAUGGGCCGAAAUGGGCCUAGCUGCUCGGGCUCCGUACUGGAUAAUGUCUUGGGCUCCUGAACAGUAAUAGGCCGGGAUAAUAUAUCCCAACAGUAUGUAUGUAUAUUUAGUUAUAUUUAUAUUUAUUUGUAUUAUUUAUAUUUAUAUUAGUAUACUCAACUAUAGCAAAAUCAGUAUAAUAGCAUUUUUAGGGAG